AAACUGGCUCUCCUGAUCUUAUACAGCAUCCACACUGCUUCUGCAGCCUUUCACUCUCUGAAGUACUUCUACACUGGUGUCACACUGGGUAUUGACUUCCCAGAGUUCAUUACUGUGGGUAUGGUGGACGAUGAGCCGUUUUCAUACUAUGACAGCAUCGUCAGGAGGGAGAUCUCCAGAACGGAGUGGAUAAAGAAGAAUGUGGGAGCAGAUUACUGUGAGAAUAAUACUCAGAUAUCAAUUGCUGCACAGCAGAUCUUCAAAAACAAUAUUGGAAUUUUAAUGUAACGUUUCAACCAGACUUGGGGUGCGCACACACUUCAGUACAUGUAUGGCUGUGAGUGGGAUGAAGAGACCGGGGCCACAGAAGGGUUCCUUCAGUAUGGAUACGACGGGGAAGACUUCCUUGCUUAUGACACACUAUCCUCACUUUUCAUUGCUCCUGUGCAGCAGGCGUUUAUCUCUGCACUAAAGCUGAAUCGUGACACAGCUCUGCUUCAGAUCUACAAGCAGUACCUGACCCAGGAGUGUGUUGAGUGGCUGAAGAAGUAUGUGAGCUACGGGAAGAGCAUUCUGGAGAGAACAGUUAAGCCUGAGGACUCUCCUGUUACCUGUCAUGUGACCGGAUUCUACCCCCGUUACAUCAUUGUAACCUGGCAGAGAAACAGAGAGGACCUGGAUUACGACGUAGAGGUGGGGGAGACGGUGCCUAACAUGGACGGAACGUUCCAGACCACGUCUCACCUGAAGCCUCAGGACUGGAAGAGGGACAGAUACACCUGCACUGUCCAGCACAAGUCCCUACAAGAGGACAUCAUUCUGCCUGUCACAGAGGAGAAAACCGAGACCAACAAAUUUUUUAUUUGA
Conger conger (European conger) is the source of this 867-nucleotide messenger RNA. RefSeq names its product class I histocompatibility antigen, F10 alpha chain-like. The transcript has 5 exons. The annotation marks the transcript as partial. Gene Ontology annotation, cellular component: external side of plasma membrane. The record is from RefSeq and is a predicted model, not a curated record. Gene Ontology annotation, biological process: immune response. NCBI's taxonomy places the organism in Eukaryota, Metazoa, Chordata, Actinopteri, Anguilliformes, Congridae.